Molecule: messenger RNA, 4191 nt
Organism: Rhagoletis zephyria (snowberry fruit fly)
Lineage: Eukaryota; Metazoa; Arthropoda; Insecta; Diptera; Tephritidae
Product: solute carrier family 12 member 2-like
Biological process (GO): cell volume homeostasis; transcription by RNA polymerase II; sodium ion homeostasis
Cellular component (GO): membrane
Molecular function (GO): sodium:potassium:chloride symporter activity
Source: RefSeq, a predicted model, not a curated record
AUGUUUUUGUUUAUUUGCGCAUUUGAAGUGCACUCUUGUUAAAUGGUUAUUUCGCGUGGAAAUAAAUAGUUUUGAUAAAAUAUAUCAGAAAUAUGAUAAAAAGACCACAAAGAGGAGAAACUGAGGAGGAUAUUUUGCGAAUGCAGAAUGAAUUCUUAUCACAACGUGCGAAGAAUCCCAAAUUGCAGCCGGCGGCAGAGUGUGUCAAAGUCGCGAAAGAUGCCAAGAAAUCGUUGUUUUUAAGAUCUCGUGAAAAAGCAGAAGGAAGUUCGGCGCAAGCGGUUAAAAACACUACGCCUAUUUCGUCGGUGGAGCAACAAAUCAUGGGAGAAAUACACGAGAAAAUUGUUGGAAAUCUGGACGCUAAACCCUUGGAAAAUUUUACUGAAAUUGUACUCGGUGAAAUAGUAGAAAGGAAAUUUGAUACCCCAAUGCAGGAUCAUGCUUUGAAUAAUGCAAAAACAUCCGCUUUUCCCAUAGUAGACAGGGCUCCUUUAGAUAAAUCUUUACAAAGUGGCAAAAGCAUUUUUGCAUCGAGUGGGCUUUCUACAAUACAGCAGUUCAAUAAAACUAGCCAGCCGAUUGCUUCUGAAGAUUUGUCCAAAAUUUAUGGAGACAAAAGUAUUAUAGUCAGUAAUUCGGAUAUAGCUGUCGAAGUGCAUAAAGAAAAUUUAGAUAUUCUCAGCAAGAUGAAUGAGAAUGACAUACUAGCCGAGAGAGAAAGACUACUAAACUCUAUAGAUCCCUCACUUUUGGCCUUAUUAAAGAAAAGACGCCAAGACAAAUCUGAUGAAAAAUCGAAUUUUAAAAGAGAAGGUACCAAUGCUGUCAGUAAUGACUUUGUAAAAAACGAGGACCAAGAAAGCAUGGAUGUAAGUUCAUUAUUACCAACGACGAACGCUGCAAUCGAAAUACUAAAGCAAAGUGAGACAGAAAAAUGGGUGCACUUUGACGUAGUUGAGACGGAUAAACUAAAAUGGAUGCAGGAUAUAGAAGAAUGGCUGCCGAAUGUGCAGCCAGGAGACCAAUUUGAAGCACGUUUCGAUUGGAAGGGAGUAUUAUUGCCAUACUCGGUGGAUAAAAUGAAUGCUGCAAGCCCAUCAGGAAAUACGACUACUGACGCUAAAGCUUUUCAAAAUGAUGAUAGAGAAUUAUAUCUGCACGGGGAAGAACCUCAUCGACCAGGGUAUACGCUGCAAGAAUUGUUUCGCUUAGCUCGAUCAAAUGUAAUACAACAACGCAUAUCAGCAUUCAGAUCGAUUGGAGGCAUCCUUAGUAUUUAUAAUCAGGGAUUUUAUGACAACGUCUUAGAGUUGCCCAUAUCAAAAAUAUUUUUCUUAUUGCGUUUCGGAUUUGAUGACAAUACGCCGGCCAUGCUCGAGGUCGUUUCUAAGGCACUGUCGUGUCUGUUCUAUAACGAGGCUGAUGAGACAUUGCUAGAUUUCAUCUUCGACAACCCAACCUCGCAUUGGCAGCCAAUACUGGAUUCUGUGGAUACAGGAACGGCUAUUAACGAAAUUGCAGCUCUAGAAAGCUUGCAAAAACAAAUGCAGCAAUUACAGAUGAACGAUAAUGGCAAACGAUCAUUAUUUCGAAGCGACUUCGAAGAAAACGAAAGCGAAGAUAAAACUUCUAUGAGCGAUUUUCAGUUGGCAGAAACAAAUUUAAUCGAAUGUCUAAUGCGAACAAACAUUUUGCAACGAAUCUACUUUAUUUUGCAUGCCGUUAAGCCCGAAAACAGCACAGUUUCCUCAUGUCUAAAAAUUCUCAUACGAUUAGCGCGAACGAAUACAGAGAUCGCCGGAAAAAUUGUUUCUAACCAGGAUUUAAUGCAUUGUCUAUUUCAAAAUUUCUUACCUGACUUUCGACGAUUCGAAGCUAAUAUGGAUGCGCCGCAAUUUUAUGAUUGUCCUCAAUUCUUAUGCCUUAAACUUUUCAGAGUUUUGAUUGCACAAAAUCUUGGAAUUGCUGUUAGACUUAUGAAUAUGAAGCUUUCGGAAGUAUUGAAAUGCUACCUGUCUUAUCGCGGAGAUAUCAAGGAUAUAAUGGUAAAAGUGCAAAUAGAAUGUCUACGAAUUGUGCGCUGUCUACUUCUGUUGCGCCUAGACGAUUCUCUUUACAGCAAUUUGGACUCCGCCUUUCAUUAUUUGCUUCAAUGGCACUGCAAUUACUUAAAGUUCGAAGUAGGCAGCCCUUAUUUGAUUCGGCAACACGCGUCUGCUUUAUUAAUGGCAAUUAGCAGCGAACCUUGCAGUGCGAAAUCAAACCUUAUUUUAAGCGAAACACUUAAUAAAUGCUGUUGCGCCUGGUUUUAUCGUGCUACACGAAGUGAUGUUACAGAGUUUUCGCAAUCCACACUUCUAAGUGCUUGUUUGAAUGUAGUAAUAUGGGAACUGAGGCGAGACGAAGCAAGCCACUUUCAGGAAUUCUUUGCAAAAUAUUUGCGUGAUUUUCUACUUUCCGAUUCAUUUAGAAAAUGUGUGUCGCAGAUCAUAACCUCCUCAGUGAUUCUACGCCAAUCAGCCGACCGUCGAUUUGUACAUGCGCCAUUACCUAAUGUUGGCGCGGUAUUGCUACACAAAAAUGGACCACAACUGAUAAUUCCGCAAACGUUCACUAUAUAUUUAUUGUCUACAUUAUGGAGUCUCUUAGAGCUUCAAAUGAGUCAAAUCAAUUGUCACGAACAACACAAACUGCUGGUAAAUGCUUUGCUGACGCCGCAAGUAGUCGAGACACUUGUACGAUACAUUAACUUAUUAUCUACCAGUUUGAAUCAUUACCUCAGUGGUAAUUUCUUCUCCAAAAUUGAGUUGAAGUUCGUUUAUAAACUGUUGGGUAGCAGCGAAUUGCUGUCGCAUUUCAGCUCCGCCCAAAUACUGCAGUUAGUAUAUAGUUAUAUAUGCUGUCUUGGCGCAGAGCACAUAUCAGAAAUUGAGCAGCUUUUCGAUACAAUAAUAUUCAAUACGAAAUACAUAAAUGUACCAGAAUCAGCUUUAAGCAAAUGGAAAGAAAUUUUCAUCAGUUUAGUGCAGUCCCACUACAUCGUUGUGGAGCCUUCAAACUUAAGCUUGUCUAAAACAUCACAAACCAGUGCGAUUUUAUGCCGCGAUUGGCCCUAUUUCUUCUUUAAAAUAAUUUUGCAAAACUACAUUGACAAUUCGCCCCAAAACAUAACAGUUGAUUUCUCAGAACGCGAAAUCUUGGAAAUGACUCUCACACUUGUUACUGAGUUGGAGGACUCGAGUUCUAAUUUGCAAAUUGUAACACCAACCGAGGAGUUGAUGUACGCUAUGAUUGCGUUUAUGGGUCCUGAAUGCGAAUUUCUGACAGACGAGAUACGUCCUUUGCUGCGAAAGCAUUUGCUCCGAUUGUACAAAAAACACAAAGAUUAUUCAUUUGAUUUUGACAAAGCUUCUAUAGGAAAAUGCAAAUUCGAAAGUUUGUAUUCUUUGUUCGUUGAUCACUUCCAAGCAACAAGCUAUGGCGAUGAAUUGUUCGGGUCUUUGGUUUUAGUGCCGUUGGCUCAAAAAUACGACAGCAAAUGGCGAAGGCGCAUGUGGUCGGACUACGCCCCGGCUUUAUGUUAUUUAAAUUGUGAUGAAUCUCUGCUCAUCAAUGGCAUUCGAUCCUAUUUGGAGCCUGUUGAGAAAGAAGAUUCUCUAAUAAAAGCAUAUGCGCUCGCUUUAGGCUCAAACGAUGUACGUCCCGGAUCUAUUCCUUAUAUAAUUGCAAAACAUCAUGUACAUCAUUUCAGAACGUUACAUUCACAGAUUCUCGUAGUUGAACACCUUCAAAACGUUCAUGCGACUACGCCAAAGAGCAAAAGUAUACUUUUAACAAAAAUAUGUCUGAUACCUCAUCUUUCGAAAUGAGCUCUGUCGAUCGCCCAGUAAAUCGCUUUCAAGUGAAUCCUGUUAACCACAAAGCGAAUGAGAUGAUACAACUUAAUGUGCCACAAGAGGUCUAUCGGCGUUUGGUAAAUAGCGAUGGAGAAGCAUUGGAAGACGACACUUUCAAUGAAAACGCUACCGAUAUCUUAAACAAACAAAAUUUGCAGCGAACACAUAGGCAUUCUAUAAAGAGCAGCUUUCGCGAUAAAGACAAACCCUCAAGGUUCAAAGAUUCCCAAUCGCAAACAACACGAUUUCAAGUAGCUCCCCCGAAUGAGGAAGACUCGGACGACUCCAGUGG